AUGUGUGGGUGAUGAAUAAUGUUAUUGACACUUUUGCAAGAAUACUGAAUGAUGAUCCAGAUCAAAGUGUCAAGAGUAACUUGAAGUUCUAUUUCUCUACAAUCCCUUUCAAUAUGCUCUGCCAGAAUGAACCGUAUGGUGGAUCACAGGAUAGUCAAGCAACCGAAAGCAAACGCUUAGAAAAUUUUAUUUUAAGUGUACGCCAUGAGUAUGAAACUGCUGGUGUGAAGUCUUUGAAGGGAUUCCAUCUGUUGUUCUUUCCAGUCUGGUCUGGUGAUCAUUUUUAUCUCAUUGUAAUCAACCAAAAGGCGAAGAAGGUGGAGAUCAUUGACAAUCUCUCCUUACCUGAAGGAAUUACAUAUGAUGAUAAAUAUAAAACAUUUGCAGAAAGAACUUUUGAAGCAUGGACAAUAUUUUCUGAACAAGAAGGACAUCCUUUGCGGAAGGCACAGAUUUCAGCAUAUGAAAUUGUGUUGCUUGAAAUGCCAUGGAAGAACAGAACAAACAAGACUGAUUGUGGGGUAUAUGCAAUGAGGCAUAUGGAGACCUACAAAGGCAACCAGACUUGGAAUUGUGGCUUCAAAAACACAGAUGAAGAUAAAGACUUUAUUUGCAGGCUGAGAAUGCGGUACGGUACUGAAAUCUUAUUAUCCGUUCUGAACAAAAGGCAUGAGCUAAUGUAUCUGGCAUUGAAGAGAGCUAAUCAAGUUGAAUAGUUGGUUGUUUUCAUGAAGGCAGAAUAAUAUUUACCUUUUAUUAGAAGUAUGCUUUAAAAAACAAUGGUAUAUUUUGUAGAUAUGGUUAUUGCUGGAGUUAUGGGUUGUUCUUUUAAACAUGUGUGGUGUUCUUUUGGAAACAAUUAGAUGUUCUAGUAG
Spinacia oleracea (spinach) is the source of this 875-nucleotide messenger RNA. RefSeq lists its product as uncharacterized. Gene Ontology annotation, molecular function: cysteine-type peptidase activity. The transcript is spliced from 5 exons. Gene Ontology annotation, biological process: proteolysis. The record is from RefSeq and is a predicted model, not a curated record. The coding region runs from base 12 to 716 and encodes 234 amino acids. Lineage: Eukaryota; Viridiplantae; Streptophyta; Magnoliopsida; Caryophyllales; Amaranthaceae.